AUGGGAAUGGCGUCCAUGAGCUCUGGUAGUGAAAGUCUUAGACUUUGCGUGUUUGACUUGAGGAGAGGCCAAAACGAAGGUCAGGAAUUGGACAAGAUCUUGUUCUUCUAUCCUCCUGAUCAAACCUUCUCCACUCAGUUAUCGGUUAUUGGGCUCAGUGAAGGGCUUAUCACCUUUACAAGACUUUUCUCACCGGAGGCAGCUUGUGAGGUAAUAGAAGCAGAGAGACAUUCCCAUGUUUUCUAUGAAGCCGAGCCAGACAUAUGGAUGGUCAUGGUUGUAGAGAAAAACAAGGAGAUUGAAGCCAUAUGGAGGGUUGAUGCAUUGCAGAGAAUACUCAAGGAAGUUCACUCUCUCUUUGUCAUGUUUCAUGGAUCAAUUAGGGCAUUGCUUGAAAAAGAACCAACCGGAGGGCUUACUCGAUCGCACUUGUAUCCAUUCAUCACUGACUACUUAAAUGAUCUUUUUGUUGGGAAGAAACUUCAGUUACCUUCUUUCCGCGAAACUCUGAAAGAGCGUGGAACUGUUCAAAUGCUUACGUUAGCAAGAGACGCAGCCAUUGAAGUUCAGUCUCUUGUAGGAGUGCUAGAUUCAUGUGCUGGUACCGUUCGAUGCCACUCUAUGAUUCUAUUUCAUGACCUACUGGUGUCAACAACUCUCUCACCUGAUGAUACCGUCGACGUGUUUACAUAUUCUGUCAUGAGAUUGACCAGAAACGCGAUAUCCUCUGGCACGAGCUCCUGGUCAUAUCUACGCAAGGGAUCCACUUUAUCUCAAAUCUCUUCUAGAUCUUCCUCUCCGCAACUUCUUGGUUCAAGUGAUCCAUCAUUGCCUUCAGGAAAUGGUAACAACGCCGGUCGUGUGAUUAGACCAUUGCAGCACGAUAAGUGGUCGAAAGGGACAGAUGGGUUUCUGGUAACCGAUAUAUGGGGUAGAGAUGCGACCCCAACAAUCUUGCUACAGCAGACACAAGAAAGAGUUUAUCUUUUGACUUAUCAAUACAAAAAUCUCACCUUGGUUCUUCUCGUUCCUGACAAUGCCAUUGUCAAUGGAGAGCUUGACAUCUCCUUCGUGAAGCAUCAAGUUAUUGAAAACGCAUCGGCGAAAAUCUUGAAAGUGGAAGAGAAGAUAACGAAAGGAUGGGGCGGUGAGAAUGCUUACCAUGUAAGCGGUUACCGUUACUUGAUAGUUGAUACUGACAUGGAAGUAUCCAGAGCUUCUCCACCGGGAAAGGUAGCAACUUUGGCAAAGGAAACUUUACUUGCACAAAACAAGCUAAGGGAAACAGUGGAUACAGAGAAGAGCCGGACGAAGGAAGAGAAAGACAUGGAGAUAAGCAUUCGAGCUAAGAACAACGCGUGGGUCAUGGCUCGUUUAACCAGAGGUAAAGAGCUUUACAUGGCUUUGGAGAAAGCAAGUGAGACUCUUCUUGAUGCAACAGACUCUGUCCAGAGUUUCAGCCACAAGUACUGCAGCGGAGUAUUCUCCAUGGAUUAG
Microthlaspi erraticum is the source of this 1497-nucleotide messenger RNA. NCBI's taxonomy places the organism in Eukaryota, Viridiplantae, Streptophyta, Magnoliopsida, Brassicales, Brassicaceae. The record is from the annotation of a GenBank genome assembly.